UGCUAUCGGGAUGUUGAGAGCAUUCCAUGGAAUAUAACAAAAAGUGUAUCUCGAGCCGGUUACUGAUUAGGGGAGUGUUCAAUAUGACUUUAUAUCCUCCAUCACCCUCCUCCUUAUCAUAAGCUACAUCUUGCACCCCUCAGUGGGCCCGCCUGCGCCUCCUGUGCUUUAAACCCAUUAUUUCCCUCGGAGCUUUUUUUUCAGUCCAUAUUAACGCGGAAGUCGGUGACGCACCACUACACUCAGCUGCUCAGCGGGGGCAACGCAAUAAACAAAACGUCGUCAUUCGGAGCCAAACACAGCGGACAGCGUGGGCGAGGUGUCGCAGUUCAGACCAUCAUGCCCUUUGCUCUAGCAGCAGCACCGGAAGUGUGUGUGUGAGCGACCCUGGCUGGCUCUGCUGGGAUGAACAUGCCACUGCACCAAAUCUCUGUCAUCCCCCGUGAUGUCACCUCAUCGCGGGUGUCCGGCAGUGGGAAGGCUAAGGACAAGGACAAGGACAAGCAGAAUGAGAAGCCCCUGGGGCAUUCUGCAAGCCGGUCCAGCAAUAUAUCAAAGGCAGGGAGCCCGACUUCAGUCAACGCUCCAUGCAGUUUCUCGAGGACAUCAGUUUCCCCCUCCAGCCAGGACAUCUGCAGCAGCAGUCAGGAUCAGGACUGUCAGAAGCACACUGCAGUGGUUCUGUUGAACUCAAACGGUAAAAGCUAUCAUGGUUCAGAAGGUAUUUCCGUGGCCACCCUCUGCACGGACGCCCUACCAGCCUCCAAACAGGCCAAACAACGAGACUGGCUCUCCCUGCUCCGCCCAUCCUCCGCAAACCUCCGCCCAAGCGGCUCGCUCAAGUUUUCUAUGUCUCUGAAUGACGUGGGCCAACGUGUGGACAGUCUUUGUCGCGGCCUCCACUUCAUAGACCGAACCUGCUCCGAGGGGGAGCUGGAGACCAAGCCAGAGCCUGCCAUGCCACCAGGCGCGGAGCGAAGGGCGCACACACUCAACGGCAAGCUGGCUGCAGCCCCCACACACCAGAACCCCCACCCCCACCUCAUCCCCUCCUUUACAAACAACUACAAAUACAUGUUGGGCGUCCCUCCCAUCAACUGUCCCCUACCUGACCCGGUCACCAUCGCCCCUCCUCCUCCUCCUCCUACUCUUUCCAACAACCACCUCCACCCUCAUCACUCCCCGAGCGCCAACUUCCUGCGUCUCCUUCUUCCCUUCUCUCGAUCCUCCACCUCGGCCAGCCUGCACUGCUCCGAGCUGGGCAGCAACGACUCCCACAUCCACUUCAAGUCCUCCCCGCUGGAAGGCAGUGAGUUAGGGUUCCACGUGGAGGAUCUGCUGGGGGAUGACGAUGUGUUUGAGGAGGACCGGAACAGCCUAGCUACAAGGGGAACAUGCCAGCUGGGCGCCCCAUUAACAGUCACCGUGGAUGGGUCAGGUUCUCUUCUAGCCCCCCUGUGUUUUAUGGACCCAGACAGCGACUUGGACUGCUGCUCGUCCCCCUUGUCAGAGAAAAAUGGGCCACUGUCACCGUAUUCGCUUUCUGGAGACUGGUGCAGGAUUUGUCACUGUGAAGGUGACGAGGAGAGUCCUCUGAUCACACCAUGCCACUGCACGGGGAGCCUGCGCUUCGUCCACCAGUCCUGCCUGCAGCAGUGGAUCAAGAGCUCCGACACGCGCUGCUGUGAGCUCUGUAAAUAUGAGUUCAUCAUGGAGACCAAGCUCAAACCGCUGCGCAAGUGGGAGAAGCUACAGAUGACGGCGAGCGAGAGGAGGAAGAUAAUGUGCUCCGUCACCUUCCACGUCAUCGCCAUCACCUGCGUGGUGUGGUCGCUCUACGUGCUCAUCGACAGAACAGCGGAGGAAAUCAAACUAGGGAUCCUGGAAUGGCCUUUCUGGACCAAGCUGGUGGUGGUGGCCAUCGGCUUCACGGGGGGGCUGGUGUUCAUGUACGUCCAGUGCAAAGUCUACAUCCAUCUAUGGAGGAGACUCAAGGCGUACAACCGGGUCAUCUACGUGCAGAACCGCCCCGACAUGUGUAAAAAGCUGGCGCUGGAGAAGCCCCCCCUCAUGGAGCCCAGUCUGGAGAGCAAGGAGGCUCUGGCUCCCACCCAGUCGGACACAAACUCGUCCCAGUACACAGAGACAGAGGACUACAGUAUGGAGGUGCUCCACGUCUGACCACUGCUACACCACACACACAAACAGGCCCGCAGUGAAGAGCAGCAUCGUAGAAAUGCUCGGCUUCUGAGGAACGACCACACACUCCCCUUCCUCUGACCCCAGACUGACCUCCUGUCCUAUUCUGGUCAUCUUAUAUUCCUAAAACUCCAUCAAUAAAGAAGGCUAGACCACAUCUGUCUUCUUCUGUUCACAUUCCUCCGCUCAGACUUUAUCCCUCCCUCCUCCUUCACCAUAAAUCUACACUCCCACCUGUCUCCUUUCCCAGGACUGAACUGGUUUUACUGACUUCUGUAAAUGUAUGAAAAGGCCUGGAGCAUAUAACUCUCACUACACACACACACACACACACACACACACACACACACACACACACACACACACACACACACACACACACACACACACACACACACACACACACACACACACACACACACACACACACACACACACACACACACUUGCAUGUAGACCUCUGUGCGAGCAGGACUGAGACAAAGAGACUCACAAACGGCUCAUGAGGUCUACACGUCUCUGAUGCGUGGUUUUCUUCGUGGGUUUGUUGGAUUUGUUCGUUUUUACCUCCCGUGAGUGUUGGGCUAACCUCCCGUGGAUCAGUAUGUAGCGCCACGCAUCGGAUCUCUGGAACUUUCCAGCUACUGCCAUCUGUGUCGCUGUGGUCUGUCGGCUCCGAGCAGGCCUUGAUCUGGACAUGCAUCGAAGCACUUUUGUUUUUUUUUUAGUUCCCAAAACAAACCCCCUCCUUUCUUCUCGCUCUUUUCUGUCUUUGAUAUGAAUUAAGUCUUACUGUAUAUGUUGUACAUGGGGGAUAGCACAUUCAAACUCCUGUUUUAUUUAACAUUUCCUCAUACACACAUACAGUAUACAUGUAUAUUAACCCUCCCAUGGAUGACAAAAAAGGAAUUGGGGGUUGAGUGUUUUAGUCAAAAUAGACAAUAUGAGUUAUGAGUCAGGCUCAAAGCUCUAAUGCAGAUAAUGGAAAAUCCAGCCACAUCACUUCUUUACCCCAACACAACUUUCUGAAGGCUUUGAGAAUGUAAACUUUUUUUUAAAUGAUAAAAAAGAAAUGUAUAAAAAGAAAAAUAACAUUUUCUACUGGUCACAGGAAAUUGUGAAAUAAUUUCCAUGUCUUGGGAACAUUACUAAAGCCUUUGGGCAUAAACAGGGCCGCUCAUGUUUUUCUAUCAUGCGGUUGACACAAUAUUUACAGUGUGAUAUUCCAUGUGCAGUUUUUAGUAUGUUCAUUUGUUUGCUUAGUCACGGGAUGUGCCCUGAGAAAUCUGAAGCUGCCUAUUUUCAGUCUGUCCUCACAUCGCUCCCACAGUGCAUCCAUUGUUCCCAAAUAGAUAGAUUUGAUUCAAAAACUGACUCUAACUGUGAGGAGCUUUCAUGACUUACAUAUUUACAAUGAAUUCCUCCAGUUAUGUUCACACUCCUGCACAGAGCUUGUGUUGUGACGUAAAGCAGCAUUAGCAUUCAUCUCAGACAGCAGGAGUUUCAGUUUCAGCUAAAGUGUCUUCUUUCUUCUUGCCAGACUAAUCACAUGGUGGAGUGACCAUUUUAGCCAGCAUGUCGCCUCCCCUUUUUUUGAGCGUUUGCCACAAAUCUGGCCUUAUGUUAUUCAAAUGAGACAAAUGUUUCCAACACAUUUUUUUCAUUUCUAAAAGGAAGCACAUGUUAAAUACUGUAAAUGCGUUAUUUCAGCAUCAAGAAGAUUGUUGCAUCAGUGUCGCAUAUUCGGUCGUUUCAUGAACAAACAAUGAGAUUUAUUUGGCAGUAAAAGCAAUGCCAUGCACUCACACAGGGUGCAUCGUCUCUCCUCAGUGAGCUGCAGCACCACCUGCUGGUGAGAGGCUGUACGUGCAGUCUGAGCUAGGCAGCAGAUGAUUUCUCUGGCCGAUGUGUUUUGGGUUUACACGCAUUGUAAGUGCUUUAGUGUAUGUGGGAGCACAGCGAUGCCAGGCUCAUGUUGAGCCUCACAGCCAUUCCAGCAACACACACACACUUUUAAAAAACUAUCUUUGAUACCAGUAUACUGUCUGUGAACAAUGAUGGUCCAACAACAUACGUGAUAAGUACUGCUCAUUAGCAGCAGCAAUAAAUGAAACCUGCGCUUCGUUUUUUGCAACAAUUCAUACUGUACUUGUGUAUUAUGCCCCACAGUGACUUGAGAUCUGGAGUCUAAUAUAAUUUUAAAUACAUAACAUGAGCCGAGGGAGUUGUUGUGUGUCAAGUUGGAUUAAGAUCUAGUAACGAGAAGCUUCUCUGAAACUUCGAUCCCCGCGAGGCUCAGUGCAAUUAGACAGAUAAAAAGUGCAAUUACCCUUUUGUUGAUAUUCUAUUCUAUAGUUAUGUAAUGGUGUUUAAUGUCCAGGUUGUCCUCUGGGUAUGAAAUGAUUAUUUCUUCAUUUUGUGUUGUAUUUAUUUUGAAAAGAAAACAGAGUACAAUUUGUUCAUUAAAAAAAGAAUUCAUUAGUAAUUUUAUGCAACUUACACUAACAGUUUUUUCCCAGAACAUCACUUUCACUCCUUGUUAUUCACUUAUAAGCUUAAAAAACAUAAGAAAGAUUAAAAAGCUUGGUUGCUCCACCUUAAUGUGGAUUGCUUGAUGAAAUUAUUUUAAUUAUGCAGAAAAUAAUCAUUAAAAUGCAGUGCAAAUUUUAAAGUUUCCUGUAUUGCAUGAAACAACAUGGAAUAUCUACUUUCCCUGAGAUGGAAGAUUAAUGAAGGAUGUAGAUUGUGCUUCUUUUUUUUUUUUUUUUUACUUUCUACUCAUAGGAGCUGGCUCCUUACAUGAAGUCUGAGACGGACGUUUUGAGGCCACUUUAGGACACUUUAACAUCGGGCAUCUAAAAUCUGCUUUUUAUUUCUUUGUGUCUACAACCAUGAACGGAUUUCUUUAUUUUAUAAUCCUUUUGAGCAGCACAUGGACUGAGGAUGAAAGAUACUUCCUCAGCCUCACUGUACCGGCAAGGUUUCAGUAUUUCUGUCAAAAUGUACCUUACAUCUCCUAAUGUCUGGGAAUAGUGUAACUUGCAUAAAGCCACAUUUGUUUACUACUGACUGGACUUGAACAUAUGACUGUUCCCCUGUCUUAUAUCAUUCCACAAGUUUGUCUGUGAAUUUACUUUGGAAUAGUAACUGUAAAGGAUUUGGUAAAAGUACUUAUGUUUUUAAAAGAAAUAUUGAUGUGUUUUCAGUUUAAUUUCCCAUUAUUGAACAAAGUAUGUAGAAUUAAAAAGAACAACCAAAUAAAAAUUAAGUUACUUUUAA
Trematomus bernacchii (emerald rockcod) is the source of this 5478-nucleotide messenger RNA. It is a transcript of the gene marchf8, whose product is annotated as membrane-associated ring finger (C3HC4) 8. The coding region runs from base 406 to 2181 and encodes 591 amino acids. Gene Ontology annotation, biological process: immune response; antigen processing and presentation of peptide antigen via MHC class II; protein polyubiquitination. Gene Ontology annotation, molecular function: MHC protein binding; ubiquitin protein ligase activity; zinc ion binding. The record is from RefSeq and is a predicted model, not a curated record. The transcript is spliced from 8 exons. Gene Ontology annotation, cellular component: late endosome membrane; lysosome; early endosome membrane. NCBI's taxonomy places the organism in Eukaryota, Metazoa, Chordata, Actinopteri, Perciformes, Nototheniidae.